This is a messenger RNA of Stegastes partitus (bicolor damselfish), 3220 nucleotides long. RefSeq names its product antizyme inhibitor 1b (gene azin1b). Bases 417 to 1724 code for a protein of 435 amino acids. Gene Ontology annotation, biological process: negative regulation of protein catabolic process; positive regulation of polyamine transmembrane transport. Gene Ontology annotation, cellular component: cytoplasm. Gene Ontology annotation, molecular function: ornithine decarboxylase activity; ornithine decarboxylase activator activity. The record is from RefSeq and is a predicted model, not a curated record. NCBI's taxonomy places the organism in Eukaryota, Metazoa, Chordata, Actinopteri, Pomacentridae. The transcript is spliced from 11 exons.
UAGUUCUCCACCCACCAGCCGAGAGAGAAGAGACCGCUCAGCGACGCGCGUUCCUCGUCUAAACAUAUGGCAAAAACAGCCCUCUUUCUUUCUUAUAUCGUUGUGCCCACUACUCUUUAAAAAUUCCGCCGAAAAAGAGAAGACGAUUUUCCAAAACCUUUUGGCCGUUAUCUCACGGCUCCCCUGUCUCUGCACAGGUGUAUGACCGCUACCCAGAGGGCCUAGGGGCGGCUCUUUACCGGGAGCGCUUUGACUUCAACGCUGAGCCGCCUUGGGAUCCUAGCUGAUAGCGGGACAGGUCCAUCUCCUGACUUGUCCAUUUUGUUGCAUACCGGCAGGACCCAUUGGCUCAGUCGUGACCCCUUGACUUGUUUAUCUGUUCUUUAUGAUUGUCGGCUUAGCGGAAUACGGUUGAGAUGAAAGGACUCGCUGACAAACCCAGCUACAUCAUUGAACUUCUGGAGGGAGGAGUGACCCUGGAAGACGUAAUCGAUGGACAUGUCUGUGAACAGGCUCUGGUGGAGAAGAGUGCGUUUGUGGUGGGCGACCUCGGUGCCCUGAUGCGACAGCAUGUGUGCUGGCAGAGUGUAGUGCCACAGCUGCAGCCCUACUACCCAGUCAAGUGCAACAGCAGCCCUGCUGUCAUCGAGGUGCUGGCCUCCUUGGGCCUAGGUUUCGUUUGUGCCAACAAGGCUGAAGUGAGCUUGGUGUUGGAGCACGGCGUGCCACCAGAAAACAUCAUUCUGUCAAGUGUUUGCAAGCAACUGGCACACAUUAAGCAUGCUGCCAAGAACAACAUCCAGCAUCUUGUGUGUGAAAAUGAGGCAGAGUUGUCCAAGAUUUCCCGUCUGCACCCUCAUGCAAAGUUGCUGCUUCAGUUGACCACUGAGGCCCACGCGGCUGAAACCAGCAUGGUCUUCGGCUCCUCUCUGAAGAGCUGUCGGCACCUGCUGGAGGCAGCCAAGGAGCUGGGAGUCCAGGUGGUGGGGGUAACCUUCCACAUCCCCAGCUCCUGCCAAGACCUGCAGCAGGCCUACACCCAUGCACUGUCAGAUGCACGCUGUGUGUUUGACAUGGGGAUCGAUCUGGGCUUCAACAUGAACAUCCUGGACAUUGGUGGUGGAUUUACUGGCUCAGAGUUUCAGCUCAAACAGGUUGAGUCUGCUGUCAGGCCGCUGCUAGAUGCCUACUUUCCCCAACUGUCUGGUGUGCAAGUGUUGGCCCAGCCGGGCAGCUUCUACGUGGCCUCAGCUUUCAGCCUGGCUGUCAGUGUCAUCGGCAAAAAGGUGGUCGCUCGCCACUGGGACAGCCUAGAUCAAGGUGAGAACAACGAGGAUACCAAGUUCCUGUACUACAUGAAUGAGGGUGUUUAUGGCCCAUUCAGCCGCAAGCUGCUGGGAAACUCCAUCGCUGCCCCGUCAGUGCACAAGCAUGUGUUGUGCGCUGGGGAGGCGGUGUAUCCCAGCAGCCUGUGGGGCCCGACACUGGACCAGUUGGACCAGGUGGUGGAGCGUUGCCUGCUGCCUGAGCUCAGUGUGGGAGACUGGCUUCUGUUCUCCAACAUGGGGGUGUGCGGCCUGGAAGAGUUCAGCUGUCUCUCCAGCUCCCCCCAGCUGCCUGUCUACUACACUGUCUCCACCUCUGACUGGUACGAAAUGCAGGAGGCCGGUGUGGCACUGGACGGUGCCAUGAAGAAUUUCUCCAUGCUCCAGUACAGUGCGUAACUACCCUCAGCCCCUGUCCCGUAUUGUAUUGCACAGAUCCCCCUUACCUCUGCUUUCACCAUGUGAGAAGAGAGGUCAGCGUGGUAUUUGGGACAUGGGGCAAAAAAUGUGGUCAACAUUCCAGCCACCUUGGAAAAUGCAGUGUCCCGUUAUUUCUUCCAGAAUCUGACUUUUUUUUUACCUCCAGAAAUGGGAAACAGUUGGUUGUUCGAUACCUCAAUUGUUUUAAAUUUUUUUCCUGGAAGGUAGUCCUGGUUUUGCUCCUCUCUCUGAAGGACUCAAAGUCUGUCAGCUAAAAGAACUCUAGCCCAAGCUCAAAUGACAUUAUGCAACAAAAUGGAUGACUUUUUGGAGAUGGGACCUCCCCAACAUGUUUUGGGGCGGUUUGUUUCCUUAAUCAAAUUCAGUUUACAAAAUGUACAAUUGAUUAAAAUCAAAUGUUCUCUAUUGAUUACCUGUUGACAGUCGUGUAAAUUAUGUGUCUGUUCAACACCAACACAUUUUGUCUGUAGAUGAUUUUUGAAGUGUUUAAAAGAAUCAAUGCCUCGUGUGGAUUCUGUACUUCAGACCCCUCACUUUGCAUCGUUUAAAUGAAAUUAUGACAAUGAUGUAACCUAUUUCUUUAUUGCAGAUCACCUCAAUGCAUUUUUAUUUAUUGGAUUCAGAUAUUACUGGGGCAUAUUUAAAGCUCCAUCUUUAAGUGUGUUUUGCCCAGGUAUUAUGCUGUGGCCCAUCUAACAGUGUUUUCCUGAUAAGAUAUUGAUGUGUUUUUUUUGUGUUUUUUUUAACGCUACAUGGAUUAUGUGUGCUGUGAUUGCCAUUCGUGACCUCAGUGGUUUCCCUUUACCUGAAACGCAUGAUGGAAUUGCUGUGGGAGAUUCUCUCUAUGCUGAGCUAUAGCUUGAAUACAGAGAAGUCGCACUCCUUGCCUCUAACCCGGAGAGGUUAAUCUGGUUCAAAAUGCACAAAAAUCUUUUGUAGGUUAAAAGAAUACUGUGACGUUUAACAUCGCAGCCCUGAUUUUUCAGAUCUUCAUAUUGGUGUCUCUUGUCAAUGGAUUGGUCCUUGUUCUCCCAGGAUCUGAAAAGUCAGAAAAGGAACUUUUUCUGAAGAGGGUUCAAGCAUAAGUUUAUCUGUAUGUGGCAGAUAUUGAUGUACACGUCUGUAUCUUUAAAAUGAAAGACAUGCAAGUUGUACACAAACCUCUCUGAGGCAGUGCAAAUGAAAAUAUGCCAGACCUUUCCUCAUGCCUCUCUGAAGUUAUGGGGGGACAUAAUGCACAGUCUCUUGUACAGCUACAUGUUUAAUAAUAUUAAAGAUGACCUGACUUAACUGCAGUUUUUAAAGAAUCCUGCCCUUGUGUGUUACAAGUGACUAAUGUAUUAAUUACUUGCUUGUCUACGGCACUAAUGGACCAUAGCCUGUUUUUGACUGUAAAUUGUGCUUGUUAAAGUAAUGAAAGUGAUUAAUUUAAUACAUUUCUGACUGAAAUCAUU